AUGCUGAACGGGUUGCCUGCACCCUGCCAGCAUGCCGCCGCUCGCCGCCACCAGCAGCGCCGCCAACGAGUGGCGACGCCAACGCGCGUCGCCGCGCCCGACGCGCCCACGGACGCCGCCGCCCGCGCGCCGCGCCCCGCCGCCGGCGCGCCGCAGCAGCUGCCGUCCCUGCAGCGCCCGACGCCGGCGCAGCUGCUGCAGGAGAUCGUGGCGCCCGUUGAGGAGGACAUGCGCGUGCUGAACGCCAACCUGCGGGCCAUUGUCGGCGACCGACACCCCAUGCUCCUUGCCGCCGCCGACCAGAUCUUCGGGGCGGGCGGCAAGAAGCUGCGCCCCAUGAUCGUGCUGCUCAUGGCGCGCGCCACCGCCGAGCUGGGCGGCCUCACAGAUAUCGUGCCCAACCAGCGCCGCCUGGCCGAAAUCAUCGAGAUGAUCCACACCGCCAGCCUGGUUCACGACGACGUGCUGGACGAGGCCGACACCAGGAGGGGCAAGGAGACAGUGAACAGUGUUUUCGGGACCAAGGUGGCGGUGCUGGUGGGUGACUUCCUGUUUGCCCAGUCUUCCUGGUACCUCGCCAACCUGGACAACCUGGAGGUCAUCAAGCUCAUCAGCCAGGUAAUCGCCGACUUUGCCAACGGUGAGAUCAGCCAGGCCGCGUCGCUCUUUGACACCGAGAUCACGCUGGACACGUACCUCGACAAGAGCUUCUACAAGACCGCGUCCCUCAUCGCCGCCAGCUGCCGCAGCAGCGCCGUGUUCAGCGGCGCCGACGAGGCCACCAAGGAGGCCAUGUUCGCCUACGGCAAGCACCUCGGCCUCGCGUUCCAGGUGGUGGAUGACAUCCUGGACUUCACCCAGACCGCGGAGCAGCUGGGCAAGCCGCAGGGCCAGGACCUGGCCAGCGGGAACCUCACGGCGCCCGCCAUCUUCGCGCUGCGGCAGUCGCCAGAGCUGGCCGAGCUCAUCGAGUCGGAGUUUUCCGAGGAGGGUGACCUGCAGCGCGCGAUCGAUCUGGUAACCUCGGCCGGCGGCGUCGAGGCCGCGCGGCGGCUGGCGCGCGAGGAGGCGGACAAGGCGCUCGCCGCGCUGGCUGUGCUGCCCGCCAGCCGCGCGCGGCGGUCGCUCGAGCUCAUGGUCGACUACGUCUUGGACAGGAUCUACUGA
This is a messenger RNA of Monoraphidium neglectum, 1167 nucleotides long. RefSeq names its product octaprenyl-diphosphate synthase. Gene Ontology annotation, cellular component: chloroplast. The transcript has 7 exons. The coding region runs from base 1 to 1167 and encodes 388 amino acids. The record is from RefSeq and is a predicted model, not a curated record. Gene Ontology annotation, biological process: isoprenoid biosynthetic process; plastoquinone biosynthetic process. Gene Ontology annotation, molecular function: prenyltransferase activity. Lineage: Eukaryota; Viridiplantae; Chlorophyta; Chlorophyceae; Sphaeropleales; Selenastraceae.